Molecule: messenger RNA, 1553 nt
Organism: Hypomesus transpacificus
Lineage: Eukaryota; Metazoa; Chordata; Actinopteri; Osmeriformes; Osmeridae
Product: protein AMBP-like
Exons: 11
Coding region: 239-1426 (395 amino acids)
Cellular component (GO): cell surface; plasma membrane
Molecular function (GO): serine-type endopeptidase inhibitor activity
Source: RefSeq, a predicted model, not a curated record
AAAAGAGAAACCAAAUAAAUCAGCAGAACAUAAACCAGGAAAGUCGUCAAAAGAGAAACCAGCUAAAUCAGCAGAACAUAAACCAGGAGAGUCGUCAAAAGAUAAACCAAAUAAAUCAGCAGAACAUAAACCAGGAGAGUCGUCAAAAGAUAAACCAAAUAAAUCAGCAGAACAUAAACCAGAAGAUAAACCAGAAAAGACAGCAACAAAGAAACCAGGCAAGAGGAACAGGAGACACAUGGUCAUACCUGUGGUUACCUGUGUGGACAAGUCCUUCUUCAGGAACACAGAGGCGUGUAUGCUGAAGCCGGAUGGCGGGCCGUGCUUUGGAAUCCUGCAACGCUACUUCUAUAACUCCACCUCCAUGAGCUGCCAGUCCUUCAGCUAUGGAGGCUGUGCUGGCAACCAGAACAACUUCCUGUCUGAGAGAGAAUGUCUGCAGAGCUGCCGCACUGAGGCAUCUUGCAGGCUUCCCAUGGCUGCCAGCCCCUGCUCCGGCCAGCCCCCCACAGCAACCAACUGCCCCUGGAUGAAACAUAGAACGGGGGAGAUGGCCGUCGGCAGCCUGGAGCUGGAGAAGGCCGACGCCCCGGGCAAGGUCACAACGACACGGACAUCAUACAGACAUGACGAAUGCAAGCAGACAUCAGGGGAGUAUGAGCUAAGCGACACACCUGGAAGAUUCAACUACCAUAUUGCCAAGUGGGGGGUUGACGUGGACACCUACGUGCUUCACACCGACUAUGACCAGUAUGCCAUCGUCAUCACGUCCAAGGAGAAGGCAGACCAAAACAGAAGCACCAGCGUAAAACUCUACUGCCGAACUAUGACAGCAGAUGAGACUGGGAUGGCAGAGUUCCACAGGGUCACAGGAACCCUGGGCCUGGAUACUGCAAAGGUCAUCAUCAAAAAGGACAAAGGAGAAUGUACACCAGGAGAACCAGCAGCUGUACCAUUAGAGUCAGUGAGCAGGAAGAGGAGGAAUGUUGUCUUACCUGUGCUCGCUGCCGAGGAGCAGGGCUCUGGGGAUGACACGUCCUUCUUCAGGAGCACAGAGGCGUGUAUGCUGCAGCCGGAUGGCGGGCCGUGCUUUGGACUCCUGCAGCGCUACUUCUAUAACUCCACCUCCAUGAGCUGCCAGUCCUUCGGCUAUGGAGGCUGCGCUGGCAACCAGAACAACUUCCUGUCCGAGAGAGAAUGUCUGCAGAGCUGCCGCACUGAGGCAUCUUGCAGGCUUCCCAUGGCUGCCAGCCCCUGCUCCGGCCAGCCCCCUGUCUGGGCCUUUGACUCUUCCAGAGGCCUCUGCCUCCCCUACAAGCAGGGCUACUGCCAGGGGAACAGCAACAAGUUCUACAGCAAGGCUGAGUGUGAGGAAUACUGUGGGGUGGUGAAGGAUGGAGAAGGAGAAUUCCUGCAGGCCAACUGACGGAGUCUAGAAAGAUAGACCACACACAUACAAGACAUACAGCUGACCUACUCAGCUUGUCACAGUCAAACAUAGCUUUGUCAGACAAUCAUACGCAGAAACUUAAUAAAACAGUAGAGAAAGCUGA